This is a messenger RNA of Juglans microcarpa x Juglans regia, 3350 nucleotides long. RefSeq names its product probable receptor-like protein kinase At2g23200. Bases 625 to 3096 code for a protein of 823 amino acids. The record is from RefSeq and is a predicted model, not a curated record. Gene Ontology annotation, molecular function: ATP binding; transmembrane receptor protein tyrosine kinase activity. Gene Ontology annotation, cellular component: plasma membrane; plasmodesma. The transcript has a single exon. Gene Ontology annotation, biological process: protein autophosphorylation. Lineage: Eukaryota; Viridiplantae; Streptophyta; Magnoliopsida; Fagales; Juglandaceae.
CUCUCUCUCUCUUAGACCUCUCUCUUCUCAAACUCUCCUCGGCUUCUCUCUCCAACCUAUCUCUCCUCAAGUUUUGUGAGAGGAAAGAGAAGAAAAAUAAAUAAAACCUGACGUGUGUAUGGGAUCAGCAACAACGAUCCAUAGAGUUUUUCAUAUAUAUUUCAGCGACCUCAGAGUUCGUGAGGCUGCAUCUCUUUAUGCUAAAUCCUUGAACCCAAUUUGCCACCAUCACUCGUUCGGCUAACCGCUUAAUACCCACCCAUGGCUCGGUUCAAUCAUUACUCAGGAAUAGAACGAUUUUCUAGAUUAGGUAUCAAUUAUUGUUUUCCCCAGAUGCUAUAGCACCGAUAUCGCUUUUAGCCCUUUCUUUACUCUCUUGUGGGGGCUCCUCUGUUUCCCACCUAUUUUUCUUCUUCUUUUCUGUGGGCCUCUUGACUCCGCCUUUCUACUAACAAUGCCUUUCUUUAUGAAGUAGGUGGAAUAAUUAUGUUCAAGUCAUGGUCUUUCUUUAAGAUUUCCACUGCGAUACAUGCAUAUCCAUGAAUUUCAUGAUUGUCACCACCUUUAUUCCAUUCUCAGAUACCCAUAACCACCGAAAAAGCAGCAAUCCUUACCAGAAAAUCCAUGGAAGUUCUUUCUUCCCAUAAGCUUCUUUUCCGACUCUGUCUUCUCUUACCUCUCCGUAUCACCUCACUUCUGCUUCUCUCUUCAGCUUACUCUCCUCCUGAUAAUUACUUCAUCAACUGUGGAGCACACUCCAACACCACUGUCGAUACCCGAGUCUUCGUUGCCGACCGGGGUUUCUUAGUCGGAAAGGGAGAAACAGUCAAAAACAGCAACUCAUCAGCAAGCAGUUCACCUCUCUAUCAAACGGCAAAAAUUUUCAAACACCCCUCUUUAUAUAGGUUUGACAUCAACCAGGAUGGCACAUACAUUGUACGCCUCCAUUUCUUUGUUUUCUUGUCACAUACUGAUCUGUCUGUUGCUCGGUUCAAUGUUUCUGUUUUUGGGCUUUCACUUUUGACGAACUAUAGCUUCCGAAACGUUACUAUAAGUUCUCCAAAGAUUGAGGAAUUCUUGGUCACCAUCCUAAAAGGUGAAUUUAAAAUCUACUUCAUGCCCUACGAGACAUCUACGGCUUUCGUGAAUGCCAUAGAAGUCUUUCUUGGCCCCGAGAGCUUCAUCCCUGAUAAGGCCCUUCACAUUACUUCUCAAGGAGCUAAGAGAAACUACAGUGGUUUGAGCUCCAACUCCAAGGUUCUGCAUAAAGUCCAUAGGAUCGACGUUGGGGGUUCUACGUCCAAGCUCGAUGAGUUAUGGAGGAAUUGGGAUCCAGAUGAUGAUUACUUACAGAGCCCAGAAAGUGAAACGUAUGAUCAGUACAAAGGUGGAACGCCUUAUUAUGAACCCGAACGGAUCAACGAGUAUAUUGCCCCAGCUUUUGUGUAUCAGACAGCCAGACAAUUUAAAGAUAGUAACAGCAACUCCAGUUUACCAAAGAUAACUUGGAGUUUUCGUGUCAAUAAGAAUUCUAACAACUUUCUUCGGGUCCAUUUCUCCGACGUAGUAAGUCCAACACCUAAUGACUUGUGGUUCAAUCUCUAUAUCAAUAGAAAUUUCAGUAAGGAGAUCAAUCCUUACAGUAUAGCUGAGAGGAUGGGCGCUGUUCCAUUUUACAUCGAUUUUGUGGUUGAUUCCGAUGGUUUGGGAUUUGUGAAUGCUAGUAUCAGCCGAGUGGAGGACUCUCGGAUACAUAAUGCCUUUUUGAAUGGGCUGGAGAUUCUGGAGGUAGUGAACGAGUCGGGUUUCAGUCCUCCAGAAAUUGAACUAGGAAAAAAGAAACUCUCCCCUGCUAAAAUUGUUCCUGCAUGUAGUGGGGCGUUUUUCAUUUUGGUAAUAUUGGUGGCGUUGGGUUUGAAAUUCAGGAAACCAGGGCAUGAUAAGAUUUUGGGAGUGCCUCUUUAUGGAGGGUUUAGUUCGGACAGCAGGUCGACUCAAAGAGGUCGUAAUGCUUGCCUUGCUCCUAGUCUAAACCUUAGUUUAAGGGUACCUUUUUCUGAAAUAAAGCGUGCAACGAAGAACUUCAAUGAAAAGCUAUUGAUUGGUGAGGGUGGAUUCGGGAAAGUCUACAAAGGAACACUUAAUGGCAGGAAAGUGGCAGUGAAACGAAGUGAUCCACGACAUGGACAGGGUCUGGAGGAAUUUCAAACGGAGAUCACGGUGUUGUCUCAUAUUCGUUACCGCCAUCUUGUUUCUUUGGUGGGAUAUUGCGAUGAACGGCGUGAGAUGAUACUGGUUUACGAGUUCAUGGAAAAGGGGACUUUGAGAGAUCACCUCUAUCAUUCAGAUGACAAUUAUGAGAGAUCAACUUCAGUGUCUGAAUUAUCUUGGGAGCAAAGACUAGAAAUCUGCAUCGCUGCAGCAAAGGGCCUACACUAUCUACACACUGGUCCGGCUGGAGGAAUCAUUCACCGUGACGUGAAGUCAACAAACAUUCUGCUCGAUGAAAAUUAUGUGGCUAAAGUUGCCGACUUCGGCCUUUCCAAAUCCGGUCUUCCUGAUCCGGACAACAUCACCAUGGGCGUAAAGGGUAGCUUUGGUUAUCUUGAUCCAGAAUACCUUACAACCUUACAGUUGACAGAGAAAUCUGAUGUAUACUCCUUUGGAGUUGUACUGCUUGAAGUUCUCUGUGCUAGGCCGGCUAUCAUACAAUCAUCUCAGCUGGAUGAGGUGAACUUAGCAGAAUGGGGGAUGCUGUGGCGAAAGAGAGGCCAACUUGAGAAGAUUAUUGAUCCUGUGCUUGUUGGUAACAUUAAGCCAAGUUCAUUGAGAAUAUUUGGUGAUACUGCAGAAAAGUGUUUGAAGGCAUUUAGUAUUGAGAGGCCGACUAUGCAGGAUGUGUUAUAUUACCUAAGUUAUGCACUGCGGCUUCAAGAAACUGGGAUGCCUAGAGAGCCAUUUGAGGACAGCACAACGACUACCAUAACUUCAUUGGAGCUGCAGUUUCCAGUUGUGUUGAACUUUCCGGUUCAUGAAGAUGAUGAUGCACCCAUUGUUGGGGAUGAUAGUUCUGAUAUAGAGGUUAGUGAAGUCUAAGUCAACUAGUUUGGGUAAGUACUAUCUGGUUUGCAUUAGCACCUGAAUUCAUAGCAAUAUUUAAUAAUCUUUUUAAAGAAUUCAGGUAUUUAAUAAAAAAAAACUUUAAUUAAUAGUGUUGUCAGAUGCAGUGUUCCUCGCAUGACUUGAAUUCUUAUCGCCAUGAAAUUUGUAAUAGGCUUUAGUUUGUGGCUUUGUGCUUAAAUUCUGUAUCGAUACCACUAUUUUAUAAUGUGAACCUCUUUUUGUUGGUC